This is a messenger RNA of Limulus polyphemus (Atlantic horseshoe crab), 504 nucleotides long. Its product is annotated as exosome complex exonuclease RRP44-like. Lineage: Eukaryota; Metazoa; Arthropoda; Merostomata; Xiphosura; Limulidae. The transcript has 2 exons. Bases 118 to 504 code for a protein of 128 amino acids. The record is from RefSeq and is a predicted model, not a curated record.
UGGCGCAUUCCAUUACAGGAAGUGUGUACUAGAUACUAGUAAAACAAUAAAAUAAGUGAUUUAUUGCUAUUUCUCAGUAAUUUCUUCUUAUUAUUAUAAACCUUUCAUACAAUAGAUAUGAUCACUUCGAAAACAUUUUUAAAAAAGACGAGAAGAGGAUCUGUCCUAAAAGUGGUUCGAGAACACUACUUGAGAGAUGAUAUAUGGUGUGGGUCGUCUUCUUGUGUUCAAUGUUCUGAUCCAAACCCUUCUUUGGAGAAACAGCCGAAGAGUUUCAGCACAUUGUAUACAGAACCGCACUACUUGAUUCCAGAUACUAAUGUUGUUCUUCAUCAGAUGGAUGUUUUAGAAGAUCCAGUAUUUCAGAAUGUCAUCAUUUUACAGACUGUGCUACAAGAAGUACGUCACCGUCACUCCCCUAUUUACGGUCGAAUCAAAGAAGUUCUGACUAAUAAAGAAAGACACUUCCAUUCAUUUACCAAUGAACAUCACAAGUUAGUAUGA